Messenger RNA from Knipowitschia caucasica, 1164 nucleotides. NCBI's taxonomy places the organism in Eukaryota, Metazoa, Chordata, Actinopteri, Gobiiformes, Gobiidae. The record is from the annotation of a GenBank genome assembly.
AUGUUGCGCUGGUCGGUGCACCUUGAAGGAGGGCCCAGGAGAGUGAACCAUGCUGCGGUGGCCGUGGGACACAAGGUCUACUCUUUUGGAGGCUACUGCUCCGGAGAAGACUACGAGACGCUCCGGCAGAUCGAUGUCCAUGUUUUUAACACAGUGUCUCUGCGAUGGAUGAAGUUGCCGCCGGUGCGCAGUGCUGAGCGUGUGCGCGAGGUGCCGUACAUGCGCUACGGCCACACGGCGGUGCUGCUGGACGACACCAUCUACCUCUGGGGCGGGCGCAACGACACGGAGGGGGCUUGCAAUGUGCUCUAUGUCUUUGAUGUCAAUACCCACCGAUGGAUUACCCCCAAAAUUUCGGGCACUAUCCCUGGGGCUCGGGACGGCCACUCUGCCUGUAUACUGGGCAAAGCAAUGUAUAUAUUUGGAGGCUAUGAGCAGCUGGCUGACUGCUUCUCCAAUGACAUCCACAAACUGGACACUGUGUCCAUGGUGUGGACUUUGAUCAAUGCCAGAGGCUCUCCGGCGCGGUGGAGAGAUUUCCACUCUGCAACCAUCAUCGGCACAAAGAUGUUUGUGUUCGGAGGCCGAGCCGAUCGCUUUGGUCCUUUUCACUCCAAUAAUGAGAUCUACUGCAACAAGAUCAAAGUGUUUGACACAGAGACCAACUGCUGGCUGAACACCCCCUCCAACUGUUGGGCCAGCACACCGUCCAACCAGACACCGGACGGCCGCAGGAGCCAUUCAGCCUUCACCUACAAAGGAGAUUUGUACAUUUUUGGAGGAUACAAUGCGCGUUUGGACCGGCACUUCAACGACCUCUGGAAGUUUAAUCCAGAAACCUUCUCUUGGGAGAAUAUUGAGCCUAAAGGAAAAGGCCCCUGUCCGCGGAGACGACAAUGUUGCUGUAUAGUUGGAGAUCGAAUAAUCCUGUUUGGAGGAACCAGCCCCUGUCCCGAGCAAGGAAUGGGAGACGAAUUUAACCUCAUGGAUCACUCAGACCUGUACAUUCUAGACUUCAGCCCUAAUCUGAAGAUGUUAUGCAAAAUAGCUGUUAUCCAGAACAGUCUGGAUCAGUCGGGCCUCCCACACGACAUCAGAUGGGAGCUGGCUGCCAUGACGACGAACAGCAACAUCAGCAGACCCAUCUUCUCGUCGCACGGCUGA